Molecule: messenger RNA, 291 nt
Organism: Gongylonema pulchrum
Lineage: Eukaryota; Metazoa; Nematoda; Chromadorea; Rhabditida; Gongylonematidae
Source: the annotation of a GenBank genome assembly
AUGCCAGUUCGGCUGAUCGGUUGCGAUUAUCGGAAAUCUGCUAUGGAAGAUGAAAUUAUGCGAAGCGGACAGCGCUAUCAGUCGAUCGAGCCCCACGUACAUGAACCGUCGUCAGUUCUGCUAAAAUCGUGUUCAUUCGCGUUGGAAUAUCUAAUAGCAGCGUUGCUUUCACGUGGAGCAGUAGUCAAGGACCAGAUCUUGGUUUGUCAUCACGUCCUUUUCUCGGGACAUUUGCAUCUCAUUUUAAGAGCUGUUUGCUGCAAAAUGUUUGCGAAUUUGAAUACUUUUUGA